Macrosiphum euphorbiae (potato aphid) is the source of this 225-nucleotide messenger RNA. The record is from the annotation of a GenBank genome assembly. NCBI's taxonomy places the organism in Eukaryota, Metazoa, Arthropoda, Insecta, Hemiptera, Aphididae.
AUGGCAUCCUAUGCAAGAAAAAACAAAGGUGGAAACCCCAGUGGUAAUACCCAGGUCAACAGCGAACCACGUACUACGGAAAUACCACAAUCACCCGUUGGUAAACCAUCCAGGAUGGAAGGAAAUUUAUUGGGCGAUUCAAAGCAGAUACUACUGGAAAGCAACAGAACUGAAACGGCGAACUACACGAGAAACUGCCACAUCCGUGCUUGUACCAAAUGGUAA